Trichoderma virens Gv29-8 is the source of this 312-nucleotide messenger RNA. RefSeq lists its product as uncharacterized. The transcript has a single exon. The record is from RefSeq and is a predicted model, not a curated record. Bases 1 to 312 code for a protein of 103 amino acids. Lineage: Eukaryota; Fungi; Ascomycota; Sordariomycetes; Hypocreales; Hypocreaceae.
AUGGCUGACGAGGACAUUGUCAUUCCCACCAAGUCUGGCUGCACGUCCACCAUGACAUUUACACAAUCUCGCCUCCCUACUCCACCCUUCUGGCCGCAGUGCUCCUGGAACGGGACUGUCACCGCAUACCCGUCUACCGUCACGGUUACUGGCUCGGUGGAUUGCGAUGGCUGCACAGAUGUCCGGAUUGUGCAAGUCCCAAUCGUUCAUUGCCCGGUCAUGAUCAUUUCGACGGUCAUACGUGUGUCGACACCUUCGACCUUGUAUCGUACGGUCUGCUCGGCGACGCCUACACCUGAAGUUGAUGCGUGA